This is a messenger RNA of Homarus americanus (American lobster), 4651 nucleotides long. Its product is annotated as dnaJ homolog subfamily C member 25 homolog. Gene Ontology annotation, cellular component: endoplasmic reticulum membrane. The record is from RefSeq and is a predicted model, not a curated record. The coding region runs from base 51 to 1055 and encodes 334 amino acids. The transcript is spliced from 6 exons. NCBI's taxonomy places the organism in Eukaryota, Metazoa, Arthropoda, Malacostraca, Decapoda, Nephropidae. Gene Ontology annotation, biological process: protein folding.
GUGGCAGCGGCGAGAGGUGAGUGAGGCUCCUACCCUCCCAGCCCUCAGUGAUGAUGUGGCGCUUCCUUCUCUUAUAUUCCCUCUGUAUCGUGUUCCAGCCCACAAAUGGCUACGUCGAGGACUACUACUGCGGCGAAAAUAACUGUUAUGAUCUCCUUGAGAUAACCCGCGAUGCGACGAAACAAGAAGUUAAGCGAGCCUUCCGGGCGGUUGCCUCUAAAACCCACCCUGACAAGUUCCAAGAUCCCGAGGAAAAGAAAAUUGCAGAAGAGCGAUUCCGGAUAUUGUCUACAGCGUAUGACAUUCUACGAGACGAUGAAGCCCGAGAAGAUUACGAUUAUAUGUUGGACCAUCCAGAACAGUUCUACCAGAAUGUAUACCGAGCGUGGCGCAGACGCAUGGCCCCCCACGUUGACGUCAGAAUCGUUUUGGCGGCGACCAUAUCCCUUAUAUCAUUAGUACAGUAUUAUAAUGGUUGGAUGAAAUAUCAAGAAGCCAUCAAGUAUUUUGCUGUAGUACCAAAAUACCGUCUACAGGCGGUAGAGUUAGCCAAGCAGGAGGGUUUGCUUAUAACUGACAAGAAGAAGUUAAAAGGAAUGUCGAAAGAGCAAAUUAAAGAACGGGAGGAAAAAAUAAUUCGUCAGGUCAUCGAGCGAAAGAUGGAUAUUCGUGGGGUGUACGCUAAGCCCACUUACAAGGAUAUUCUGUGGAUACAACUCGUGUUCCUCCCGUACUGGAUCGUGAAGUACAUAUCCUGGUACUUACGCUGGGUGUGGAAGUUCUGGAUCCUGAAGGAGGAGUACGGUGAGGAGGAGAAGAUGUAUAUAAUUCGCAAGUUCAUGGGCCUCAGUCAUGGACAAUUUGAAAACUUAGAAGAAAAUAUAAAAGCAGAUUACUUGAAACGAGAAUUAUGGAAUAAAGAUAAAUAUAAUGAAUGGAAGGCUGAUCGUGAUGCAGAGAUGAAGGUGAAGAUGGCCCAGUCUGGUCGGUACAAGUCAUAUCGUCGUUACAUGAAGGCUAACGGACCCGGUCGUAUGUACUUCGACGACUCCUAAGUUCAAUAAGGUGCAAUAUUCUAUUAUAUGAAUAUGGAUAGCUUUACUAAGUAAUGAUAAAAGCAUACAUGAGCCUUGCAGUAGGCUUUUAUGAUGCACUUAAACUGUGUUGUGUAUGGUAGUUCAUGCUGUAGAUUUAUUAUACUGUAUAUCAGUACAGUAUAUAAAGAUAUUGAUCAUACAGGAUAUAUUCUUAGUGAUAAGACAGGUGUAUAUUUGAACCCAAUAUAAAGCUGUGUUGUGGAAUGAUUAGAGCUUUUCCAGCAUAGUAAGUUGCAUAAACAUGAAGAAAUUUGAGCUUACAGUAUUUUCAUAACCUAAUACCUGGCUGGGGCAAUUCACAUGUUACAGUACAGUACAAGCCAAAGUCUGUGGGUAAAAAAUUAAGUUCUCUCAACAAUGGUGGCUGUAACUAACAAGGUUAGUUUCUGUGGUCAGGGAAUUGGAAAUGUUUUCACCAUUCUGUCCAAGCAUUACAUAUCUCUUAAUAAGCAACCAGAGCUCAUCUUAUGUGUUUGUUUAAGUCGUUAAACUCACUCAACUGGGCUGCUUUCCUUGAACACCUAAUCCAGGGGGCAUUGUCUCUAGCGACUUUCCUGUAGAGACCCAGAUAUUGGCUGUCCCACGUUAUUCAGUGCCCAAGCUUUUACCUGGUGGCUCACUUAUGCCUUCCUCUCAUUGUCUGACACGGAGAUGGACUGGAAGUGAGGGUUGAUCUUAUGAAAUGACAGUUUGUGACUUACACAAAUGAGUGACAAAGCAUAUUGCUAGUGUAAUGAGAGGACUCAAUCUUUUUACCUUAAACAGCAGCUGAUGCCUCUAAGACCACUAUCUUAAGAGCUAUGUUAACAACAGAAAGGUUUCAACAAUGGUAAUAUUUCAGUUAGUUUUAGCCAACAUUGUUGAAAAACCUUGAUUUUGAACCUAUAAACAUUGGCUAAUGAUACAUGAAUUGCCCAGUCCAGAUACAUCUGUAAACUGGGAUUUGAGAAUCAAUACCUCAUUUUAUAACCUAAUGCCUUUCAAAAACAAGUCAUGAAUAUACCCACUAAGCUUCCAAGCUUUGGAAUCCAGGGAAGCCAUAAUAUAAGUGGCUGUUGCUAAUUGGGCAAUCAGCCCGGCUCCCCUGAGUAGUCUUUGCCCAUACAAAGGGGUCUGAGUAAAUAAAUAUUUCUGUUGGGGCUUGGAACUAACACUCUGUGAAAUAGUAGGUGCUGCCUUUUCUUUUUGUCGGACUUGAUCAUACAGCGAGAGACAGAACCAGCAUCACAAUCGUCCUACUCUUGGCUGCCAUAUUUCAGAAGCUAAGUACUGUACCAAAUCUGUUUCCUUUCACAAGGGUUACUGGUUUGUGCAAGGGGGCAUCCCAGGUCAACCAAACUGUGAAUAAGUACAAUCAGCCUCAGAAGGGAUGUCAUGGUUUCAGUAUGAUUCAUUCAAAUAGCAGUAUCUGGCAACUUUGUGGAGCUGAGCGAGUGACUUAGACAACACAGUGAAGGUUAGGUAACUAUUUUACAGUUUGUUACUCACGGAAAGUUGUCCCCUCCAAGGUGCCCAUCAUAAAGUACUUUCCACCUCCCCGCUCUCUGUAGCUGGUUUCUGCACUUACAGGCCACUUUUGACAGUCAUUAGAAUAUGUAUGAGGUAUUGAUUAUAAUUCCCAUAUUAUAAUCAAGUCUGGGAAGAACGAUGUAGUUCCCCGCCUCUUCCCUUUGGUGUUCAGUAUUGGUAAGAAGGUUGAAGUUGGUUCUGCCUCCAGCCUUAUGAUUGAGCCUGCCGAGGAUAGAACAAGCAUCUCGUGCACUGUGCAGCUGUGAUUGACAGUAUCAACCUCUGACACUUUCUAAACUAAAGGCUAGGGCUGUAGUGGGCUUUCCUGGAUUCCAAAGCCUGAAAAUUUUUUUGGCAUAUUCACAAAAUUUUCUCUCCAUCUUCAGUUAUAAAAUAGGUUUGCAGAAUCAAUUACUAAUUUUGUUUAACAGUCAUAAGUUGUCUCAAGAGGCAAGCAUCGACCCAUGGUUAUUUUGCACAAGACCGUGCCUCGGGCCAGAGUCACCGGUUAUGUGUGUUGAUCAUUGUCAAGUGUCAUAUAUACAUCUCUGGUUAUGAAUUUUCCAUCAGUUCAUAUACUGUAUGUCAUUUCAUUAUGUCUAAUAUUUAAUAGUUUAAUGUAGAUCACCAGCAUUGUUUGUACAUUAUAAAGGAAGAAGUUAAACUGCCACCAAUAGUCAUCCUCAAGUGCUUCAUGGUACUGUACACAAUUUUAGUAGUGAUCAUCAAGAACGCUGCAAUAUUUACAAAUUUACUUAUAUACAAAUGAAAAUAUCAACCUCUUUUAUUUAGUAGUACUGCUUUAAAAGCAGUCAUGGAGGAGAUAGAAGGUGUGAAUAUAAUGAAGGUUUUGAGAAGUUCCACUUACACUCUCAUAACACUGGAAAAAUUUAGUUUGAUGUGAAGAUUUAUUGUUAGAUUUUGUUCCUCUUGGCAGUGGAAGGCUUUCUACUUUUUUUGAAAUUUUUGUUAUGCACAAAAUUGCAUAUUCAAGAUUUUUCCGUUUUUUUAUGUUUGUAUUUCUGAGUGUGUGUGUUUGUGUACAAUAACACAAGAAAAUGCCUUCUAUUGAAAUUUAGUUCUCAAAAUUUAUUGGAACAUCUCAAUCCACGUUAAUAUUAAAGAACAUUAAAGAUGGAAACUGUCUUGAUUAUUGGCUCACCAAAAUAGUUACCCAUUACUGUAUUUUGAAAAUUAGCAUGUUGAUGAUUAUGGACCAGAAAAAAACCCUUUCUGGAGGUAAGAGUGAGAACUGGGGAUUACCGAGUUGUAAAGUGGAUAUUUGCUCAAUCCACCUUAAGCCUUCAGUUACUGUUUUAUAAUUCUACUUAAAAUGUUCUUGAUACCGGUAUGUUUAGAAUUAUACCACAUAAUUUACAAAGAUAUACAGGAUGGUGCAUGAUCUGUUUUACCGAGGAAAUGUGUCUCGGUACAGCGACUCGUGUGCCCCCCUGCACAGUGUAUGCAGAUUUUAUUUCUAUCGGCAAAUUUGUGGGGGAGUUGUGUGUGCUAAAAACUGUGGAAGGUUAUUUUUGUACUUGUAAUAGUGAUGUUUAUGUUUGUUUAUUACAGGCAUUUAAAAUCCAUAUCCUGGGAAAGGGUGAAUAAUGUGCGUAUCUUGGUAUUCUUCCCCAUAUACUCUAUACAUCCUCAGGUGGAGAGUUAUUCAUUUUCAACUGUUUUUGCAAUUAUUGUUUCAUUGGGGAAUAAGGGGAAACCUUUGUAGGGGCAGAUCCUGGGAUAUUCUAAGUGGGUUAUCAAACGUUCAUUGACAAAUAUAUUGAUGAGGAUAUGCAGUAAGCUUUUAGAGGCAGUUGUUAGCUGUCUGGUCCUUUAUAGGAGUGUCAAGUAAAGGUAGGAAGGGGGUUUUAUUUAUCAUAUUACUGUACAGUGUUCCCUCUUUGUGCCAAGUUUGGUGGGUCUGAAUUUAUGAUAUUCAGAAAGAUUUGUUGACUUGUGUAGGACAGAAGGAGAAUUUGGAUUUUUCUUGGUUCUUUUAUUUUUUUUAUUAAAACUACUCUGUACAAACUUUUUUUUUUUUUUUU